Drosophila suzukii is the source of this 421-nucleotide messenger RNA. RefSeq lists its product as uncharacterized. NCBI's taxonomy places the organism in Eukaryota, Metazoa, Arthropoda, Insecta, Diptera, Drosophilidae. The record is from RefSeq and is a predicted model, not a curated record.
AGAUUUUCAUUGUGUUCCGCUAUUUACUUUUCAUCGCUGGCUGUUUUUUUGUUUUCUGGGUUAGGGAUUUCUCGGAUAUAUAAAGGCCUCCUGAGGUCUACGGAAUACAGUCACUAUUGUUUCAACCCACAACAAUGAAGCUAGCAACCUAUCUCUUGGCCCUGGUCUUGUUCGCCGGAUUCUUCCUGCUCCAGCCUUCCUCUGCGCAGACGAACUCCACCACUAAUAGCACUACGGAGGCAUCUACAACCACGACCACGACCACCGCCUCGCCCAGAACUGUCAAUAGGAAACAUGUCACGAUCACUAACAUGAGAUACAAAGUCGUUCGCAGGAUUAAAGUAAACAGGAACAGAACCGGUUAAAAUAGACGCAGGCUUACGAAAGUUUUGACAAUAAACAAAAAAAAUUUCUAAAAUAA